AUGGCAAACAUGGAGAACCUCCAAUUUCCCGCUCUAGACAUCACCGGUACCAACUACAUUUCAUGGGUUAAAAAUGUCGAACUUCAUCUUGAAUCUCUUGGUUUAUCCGAUACCGUUAAAGAGAAUAAUACUUCAACGCCUCAAGAAAAGACUAAAUCGGUGAUCUUCCUUAGAAGACACCUUGAUGAAAGUAUUAUUUAUGACUAUGCCAACAUGAGAGAUCCAAAAGAACUAUGGAAGUCGCUGAAAGAUCGUUUUGAUCAUCAGAAAGACAUAACACUUCCACUUGCUCGGGAUGAAUGGCAGAGUCUGAGAUUCCAAGAUUUCGACAAAGUGAUGAAUUACAAUUCUGCUGUGUUAGGAAUUGUGGCCAAAUUGAGAUAUUGUGGUGAAACGAUCACCGAAUCUCAAAUGCUUGAGAAGACAUACACCACAUUCCACAAGAGCCACAUCACCCUGCAACAAAAUUACAGGUUGCGGGGAUAUACCAAAUUUUCGGAAUUGAUUGUGGCGCUUCUCAUAGCAGAAAAGAACAACGAGCUUCUGAUCAUGAAUUACAUGACUCGUCCAACUGGUUCUAAACCGUUUCCUGAAGCAAACGCAUUAGAUACGAAGAAACCAGUCAAAGAAAAUAAGACCUUUCGGGGUCGCGGUCGUGGUGGUAAAACUACCGUGGACGUGGACGAAUGUACAAUCCACAAGAUAGGAAGUCAUUCCAGUGGGUCCGCUCAGAGCAAUCCCCUAAGGGAAAAGAACACCAAGGAAAUAUCUCCCAAAAGCGAGAAGAAGCUUGUUUCAGAUGCGGGUACUAAGGGACAUUGGUCUCGUUUAUGUCGUACCCCUGCACACCUUUGCGCUCUAUACAAGGAGUCCGUCAAAAGGAAAGAAAAAGAAGUAAAUUUUGCGGAACAUUCUGAGGGUACAACGCACCUCGAUGCGUCUGACUUUGUGAAUGAUUUCGAGGAGACCGCUAUCACGGAAGCCUAA
Molecule: messenger RNA, 987 nt
Organism: Brassica napus (rape)
Lineage: Eukaryota; Viridiplantae; Streptophyta; Magnoliopsida; Brassicales; Brassicaceae
Exons: 1
Coding region: 1-987 (328 amino acids)
Source: RefSeq, a predicted model, not a curated record